Schistocerca cancellata (South American locust) is the source of this 390-nucleotide messenger RNA. Its product is annotated as ubiquitin-60S ribosomal protein L40-like. Gene Ontology annotation, molecular function: structural constituent of ribosome; ubiquitin protein ligase binding; protein tag activity. The coding region runs from base 1 to 390 and encodes 129 amino acids. The record is from RefSeq and is a predicted model, not a curated record. NCBI's taxonomy places the organism in Eukaryota, Metazoa, Arthropoda, Insecta, Orthoptera, Acrididae. Gene Ontology annotation, biological process: translation; protein ubiquitination; modification-dependent protein catabolic process. Gene Ontology annotation, cellular component: ribosome; nucleus; cytoplasm. The transcript has 2 exons.
AUGCAGGUUUUUGUGAAGACGCUAAAUGGAAGAACCAUUACACUUGACUUGAGUGAUUCAGACACGAUAGAAGGUGUGAAAACAAAGAUCCAGUACAAGAAUGGUGUGCCUCUGGAUCAACUGAGGCUACUGUUUGGGGGAAGAGAACUGGAGGAAGGUUCUACAUUGUCGGACUAUAAUAUUCAGAAUGAGUCGACCCUGCACAUGGUGCUGCGCCUGCGAGGCGGCGUGAUCGAGCCCUCGCUGCGGCUACUGGCGCAGAAGUACAACUGCGACAAGCUCAUCUGCCGCAAGUGCUACGCGCGCCUCCACCCCAGGGCUACCAACUGCCGCAACAGGAUGUGCGGCCACAACGCCGACCUCCGCCCCAAGAAGAAGCUCAAGGCCUGA